Messenger RNA from Rangifer tarandus platyrhynchus (Svalbard reindeer), 294 nucleotides. NCBI's taxonomy places the organism in Eukaryota, Metazoa, Chordata, Mammalia, Artiodactyla, Cervidae. The record is from the annotation of a GenBank genome assembly.
AUGGCGGCGGCCUUGACUGGGCUCAGACUCCGCUCAGUCAAGCAGGUUCGGGUUCAGUUCUGUUCCUUUGAGAAGAACAUGGAAUCGACGAGGACCUUCCACCAGGUGGUGAGCAGCGAGAAAGUUCGCUGCACGAACCUCAACUGCUCAGUGAUUGUAGACGUGAGGACAGCGCGCUCCUCAGCGCCCACCCCGCCCGGGAAAGGCUCGCUGCCUUCGCCUCCCACAUCCAGGCCAAGGGGAGGCGGGGAGCAGGGACGAACAGCACAGAAAAAACCAGCAAACAGAUUUUAA